UUCGAAAUUGUGAAUUUGAUCGAGUAGUUUCUCGUUUUAGAUUUUCAAAGGAUUGUCUCUCUAUGCGGAAACUAUUUUACCAGAAAUACCAUGUGCCGUGACGACAUUUUAUACAGAUUCGAACGAACCCAGAAUACCUGCUAUCGCCGUAGCAUGCGGAUCUCAAGUUUUAAUUUAUAGGAAUGUCCGUCCGUAUUUUAAAUUUACAUUACCGCUAAUUGAAAACGAAGAUACAGAAUUCACCGGCGUCGAAACAGACAUAUGGAGACAGAAAGCAGACACUCUGCAACUGGUGCAGUUAUUGCAAGACUUGAGCAUGGAACAUGGAUUCUCAAAUUUGAGUACGCCAUCGCAAAAAUUAUUAGCAAUGAAUCCGGAAGAUAGGGAGAAUUUCUUGAAGAUGCCUGGUCACAUACAAAUAAAGAAACAGGUUACAAUUACGAAUAUGACGAAAAUUCCGAAAAUGAUAGAAGGCGAAAAACCUGUGGAGUGUUUAAUUGUGACAACCGAAUCCUCACAUUUGUUCGUUCUCGAUCCUGAAACAUUUUCUGUGGUGGAACAACGAAAAAUUCCUGGAGUAACAUCUCAUCUAGCUGUUCAAGGAAUCUACGCUGUCGAUUAUUUCAUGAUUCUUUGCCUGAGAUAUGGCCAGGUCUAUCGACUAAAACGUGGCCUAGAAGAAAUAAAGUGCCUAACAAAUCUGUCAGCUUUGCCUGUCGACUUGGUGUUGGAUUACAACAGAUUUGUCACGAUAAACAUGGAUGGCACCUUUCAAAGCUACACUCUCAAAGGUAGUAAAGAAUGGUCAGUACUGCUAGAAGGUACUCCCACAGCUGUAUCGGUAAUGCCACCUCAUCUAUCAGAAUCAACCUACAUCAUUUCUUGUAAUGCUGUUAAGAAAGAACGAUUAGAAGGCGUCGUAUAUAUUUACAAAGGCACCGAAUUACUGUACACUUUGCACGUUGAAGAUCCUAUUCAAGCUGCAGUAUAUGGUCCUUAUGGGUUUGGAGAACAAGCUUUCAUUUUCAAUACGAUAGGUGGAGGACUUUCGAUCAAGUUAUUGAAACGUACUGCACAUUUUGGGAACAGUGAUAAAUGUGCCAUGCUGGGAAGUUCGAUGCACCAUAACAUUAAACUACUGGUACCGAAGAAAACUCGUAUUUUUGUUGAACAAACUUUAAGAGAACGAGAACAAUCAAAGGAAAUUUAUAGCUGGUUUCAGAAAACUUGGCAAGGAAUGAAAAUCUUAACAAAUGAAUCCUACUUAAACGCAUUACAAAAUUCUACUCUAGCCGGAGACCAUUCUUUGAAAUUGACAGCUCAAGUGUUGGGAUUAGGUCCACGAUUGAAAAUUCUCAUACAACUUCAAAGCCUAUCAGUGGAGAACGCUCUGAAAGAUAUUUCAAUAAUAUUCUUAUACGAUGCUGAUAUUUAUACUGUUGAAAGGCCUUACAUAAACAUUCCAUUCAUUACUCCAAAUUACAUCUACAAAGUAGAAACGUUCAUAAAUUGCAGUUUAAACGUAAACAGUGCUGUAAACUUGGCUGUUGCGAGUAACGAAAAAAUUAUUCUGUCAGCAGUUGUAAAUAUGCCACCAGCUGUCGUACCAGCAAUUUAAAGCAAUAUUCGGCGCAGGAAGAUUAGCUUUAUGAUUUUCAAUGCACGAAAUAUACACACGAUACUUUUUUUUUUUUGUCAAAUCUAAUAAACCAAUUAAAAGGAA
Molecule: messenger RNA, 1723 nt
Organism: Planococcus citri (citrus mealybug)
Lineage: Eukaryota; Metazoa; Arthropoda; Insecta; Hemiptera; Pseudococcidae
Gene: BBS1
Product: Bardet-Biedl syndrome 1
Exons: 10
Coding region: 317-1618 (433 amino acids)
Biological process (GO): non-motile cilium assembly; protein localization to cilium
Cellular component (GO): centrosome; axoneme; BBSome
Molecular function (GO): smoothened binding; patched binding
Source: RefSeq, a predicted model, not a curated record